Messenger RNA from Populus nigra (black poplar), 1333 nucleotides. RefSeq names its product protein NUCLEAR FUSION DEFECTIVE 4-like. The transcript is spliced from 2 exons. Bases 305 to 883 code for a protein of 192 amino acids. Gene Ontology annotation, cellular component: membrane. The record is from RefSeq and is a predicted model, not a curated record. NCBI's taxonomy places the organism in Eukaryota, Viridiplantae, Streptophyta, Magnoliopsida, Malpighiales, Salicaceae.
GGGGAACCGACAAAUCAUUCGGCGCGAGGACAAGACAGAUCUAACUCUACAACGAGUCUCAUAUCAGCUAGCAUAAUUUGAAAAAAAAAAAAAAACAAAAAAAUUAAGAUACAGCAAAAAAAAAGAAAAAGAAGGUAUUUAGAAAAUAAUAUAUUUUAACUCAAUUGUUGUUGAAAAAUACAAUUUUAUUUAGCAACUGCUAAUAAUAAUAAUAAUAAUAAUUAAUUCCAGCUCCUUUCAUUUAGCUAGAAACCACAAAAUCAAGAAACAAACUUUUGUUGUUGUUGUUGUUGUUGUUUUAGUGAUGAUGGGCAAGUUACCAGAUAGAUUUUCUGGGUUCAUCAAUAAUAGAUGGCUAGUUUUUGUGGCUGCAAUGUGGAUACAAUCAUGUGCAGGAAUUGGUUAUUUAUUUGGUAGCAUAUCACCUGUUAUAAAGAGCUCAUUGAACUACAAUCAAAGGCAGCUUGCAAGUUUAGGUGUUGCUAAAGAUCUUGGUGGUAGUGUUGGUUUCUUGGCCGGUAGUUUAUCAGAAAUCUUGCCUUUAUGGGGUGCUUUGUUAGUUGGUGCUUUGCAGAAUCUUGUUGGAUACGGUUGGGUUUGGCAUGUGGUAACAGGCAGAGCUCCUGUUUUGCCAUUAUGGGCUGCGAUGUAUAUUGGUACCCUGUUGAUUGGACUCGGCUAUGGAGCUCAUUGGGCAAUUGUGCCAGCUGCUGCCUCCGAGUUGUUUGGUUUGAAAAAAUUCGGAGCUUUGUACAAUUUCCUCACUCUGGCAAAUCCGGCAGGUUCACUUGUCUUUUCUGGUCUAAUUGCAAGCAGCAUAUAUGACCGUGAAGCUGAAAGGCAAGCCCAUGGAAACAAUUACCACAUUCACAAUGGAGGGUAAUUUUUUUCAGGCAUGUUGGGUCUGAAUGAACCUUCAAAGUGUGAAGGUUCCAUAUGCUACUUCCUUACUUCUAUGAUCAUGUCAGGAUUUUGCGUUGUUGCUGUUGUCUUGAGCAUGAUUCUUGUGCAUCGGACUAAGAUUGUCUACGCAAACCUCUAUGGAAAAUCACGGAGUUGACUUCCAUUUUAUGAUAGUGUUUGUGUAUUCAGACCAAGGUUUUGAUGGAUUUCUUCAUGUUUGUGGCAACACGUUGCCAGAGAGCUGGCAGAGUCAAGCAUACUACAGGAAACUCUCAAGUAAAAGUACUAUAAUAUUUGUAAUGGAUUUUAUGGUAUUUUCUCUGAUUUACCAACUGACCCAUGAACUCUUGUAGUUCAACUAGAUCUGGAUAAAACAUUCCGCAUGUAAAGUCAAAUCCUUGAAGCUAUACCAGUGUUAAUAUGCCUGUUA